Messenger RNA from Pipistrellus nathusii (Nathusius's pipistrelle), 1302 nucleotides. The record is from the annotation of a GenBank genome assembly. NCBI's taxonomy places the organism in Eukaryota, Metazoa, Chordata, Mammalia, Chiroptera, Vespertilionidae.
AUGGGUCCAAUAAUUGGAAUGACUCCAGAAAAGAGAGCUGAAACUCCAGGAACUGAAAAGGGUGCAGGAUUGAGCCAGAUUUACAAGAUGGGAAGCUUGCCUGAAGCUGUUGAUGCUGCCAGGCCAAAGGCCACUCUAAUGGACUGUGAAUCAGCAGAUGAUGAACUCACAAACUUGAACUGGCUUCAUGAAAGUACUAAUCUUCUAACAAACUUCAGCUUUGGAAGUGAGGGUCUUCCAAUUGUUAGUCCUUUGUAUGACAUAGAGGGAGAUGAUAUGCCAUCUUUAAGACCAUCUUGCUACCAGAACCCAGAAAAAAAAUCAGCAACUUCAAAGCCCCCAUACUCUUUUAGUCUUCUCAUUUAUAUGGCUAUAGAGCACUCUCCAAAUAAAUGUCUGCCUGUCAAAGAAAUUUAUAGCUGGAUUCUGGACCGCUUCCCAUAUUUUGCUACUGCACCAACAGGCUGGAAGAAUUCUGUUCGACAUAAUCUGUCUCUGAAUAAAUGUUUUCAGAAAGUGGAAAGAAGCCAUGGCAAGGUUAAUGGGAAAGGUUCCUUAUGGUGUGUUGAUCCAGAAUAUAAACCCAAUCUUAUGCAAGCACUGAAGAAGCAACCUUUCCCUUCAGCAUUAACAUCUCCAGAAAGUGGCUCUUUAUCACCUCACUACUUAAGCUCUGUACUCAAGCAGAAUCAGGUGCAAACCCUCAAAGAAUCUGAUAUUGAUGCUGCCACUGCAAUGAUGCUCUUAAAUACUUCUAUAGAACAAGGAAUUCUAGAAUGUGAGAAGCCUCUUUCUCUUAAAACAGCUAUGCAGAAAAAAAGGAGUUAUGGCAAUGCAUUUAAUCAUCGCAGUGCUAUGCGAUUACAAGAGAGUGAUUCUUUAGCCACCAGCAUCGAUCCAAAAGAAGACCACAAUUACAGCGCAAACAGCACGGCAACGCAGCGUUGCGCGUCCAGGUCCAGUGUGUCUUCUCUGUCUUCUGUGGAUGAAGUAUAUGAAUUUAUCCCAAAGAGUAGUCAUGUGGGAAGUGAUGGCAGUGAAGGAUUUCACAGUGAAGAAGAUACUGAUGUUGAUUACGAAUAUGAUCCUCUUGGAGACAGUGGCUAUGUAUCACAGCCUUGUGUAGAUAACUCUGCAAAGGGGCAGCCAGGCAAAAAGAGGCGGAAAACGUCAUGUCAAGAAAUUGAUGAGGAGCUCAAAGAGGCAGCUGGGUCUCUACUUCAUCUUGCUGGAAUUCGUACAUGUCUGAGUUCCCUAAUAAGUACUGCAAAGACACAAAAUCAAAAGCAACGGAAAAAAUAG